Messenger RNA from Mangifera indica (mango), 1403 nucleotides. RefSeq names its product mitogen-activated protein kinase kinase kinase 18-like. NCBI's taxonomy places the organism in Eukaryota, Viridiplantae, Streptophyta, Magnoliopsida, Sapindales, Anacardiaceae. The record is from RefSeq and is a predicted model, not a curated record. The transcript has a single exon. Gene Ontology annotation, biological process: protein phosphorylation. Gene Ontology annotation, molecular function: ATP binding; protein kinase activity. Bases 15 to 1403 code for a protein of 462 amino acids.
UGAAUUGUUUUAUUAUGGAGUGGAAAAGAGGACCCGUCAUUGGCCGUGGUUCCACCGCCACGGUGUCGCUGGCCACGGUGGUUCCUUCAGGCGAGCUUAUAGCGGUGAAGUCCACGGAGAUUUCCAAGUCUGAGUUUUUACAAAGAGAGCAAAAUUUCUUGUCCAAAAUGAACUCUCCUUACAUAGUUAAGUACAGAGGCUUCAAUGUGACAGAAGAAAUGUACAAUCUUUGCAUGGAGUUUGCGCCCGGUGGCUCACUUCACGAUGAAAUUCAAAGGCGUGGAGGAAGAUUAAAUGAGCAGAGGAUCAAAUUCUACACGAGCCAGAUCCUCAAAGGCUUGGAUUAUCUUCACAUGAACGGAUUGGUGCACUUUGACAUCAAAAGCAAGAAUAUUUUGAUAGGAAAAGAUGGUUUUGCAAAGAUUUCUGAUCUGGGUUGUGCUAAAUUUGUGGACAAAUUUGAUGACGAUGAAAGUUUUGCAGCAUCCGAAUUUUCCGGUACACCGGCGUUCAUGGCACCGGAGGUGGCGAGGCGAGAAGAGCAAGGCUUUGCAGCUGAUAUAUGGGCUGUUGGGUGCACAAUCAUUGAAAUGGCCACUGGGACUAACCCUUGGCCGGAGCUGAGUGACCCGGUUUCAGCCCUUUACCGGAUUGGAUUCUCCGGUGAGGUACCGGAGACACCACGGUGGCUGUCCGUGGAGGCGAAGGAAUUCUUGAGCAAGUGUUUGAGAAAAGAUCCCAUAGAAAGAUGGACAACCAAAGAGCUUCUUCAACAUCCAUUUGUCAGUGAAGCAUUUGAGACUCAUGAUUGUUUCAUUGAAGAAGCUAAUAUGAGUUCUCCCUGCACAGUUUUGGAUCAUGGCAUUUGGGAUUCUGCAGUGUGCCGAGAAAGCUCAACACAGAAAGUUUGUUCUUUGAACUCUGCCGGCGAAAGGAUUCAGAAAUUGUUUGGAAUUGCAGCAGAUUGGAGCUGGGAUGACGAAGAUUGGACCACCGUUAGAGCCAAUGAUGAAGAUCAUAAUGUUGAAGAAACAAAUGAGUUACCAACUGCUGCAACAACAAUAGGUUUUGAUCUUGUUUCUGCGGAAGGAGUUCAAAGUUCAAUUUUUUAUGAAGAUUUGUUGUUGGAAUCCUCUGUUGAAAGUGCUACAUUUACAGAUGAUUUUGUAUUAGAAAAUGUUUGGUCCGAGACAGAUGAUAAUGAAGAUUCAUUUCUUAAUCAAUCUCAGUUUAUGCCCAUGUUGUAUUUUUCUUUACUGGUUUCAUUUCAGAUUGCAAUUUUCUGCUUUCAUUUUUGUUUCUUCUCUAUUGCAAUGACUAGUUUUAACUUUGACCAUAGUAAAAACGCUUAUAUGUUCAAAUUACACGUCAAUGUUUGCAUUUAUUUUAGCAAAGUCAUUUAA